Lycium barbarum (goji berry) is the source of this 537-nucleotide messenger RNA. RefSeq names its product dirigent protein 23-like. The coding region runs from base 1 to 537 and encodes 178 amino acids. The record is from RefSeq and is a predicted model, not a curated record. NCBI's taxonomy places the organism in Eukaryota, Viridiplantae, Streptophyta, Magnoliopsida, Solanales, Solanaceae. The transcript has 2 exons.
AUGAAAAAUACCAACGUAGUUCUAUUGCUAUUCUUCAUUCUUAUGCCAAUAAUGGCUCAAGGGGUUGUCUUAGGAUCCAAAUCUGUGCAACAAUGGUUCCAGAAACUUCCUAAUGCAAAGCAAAAGAUAACCAAGUUUCAUUUCCACUUGCACAAGAUAGCUAGCGGGAAGAAUCCAACUGCAGUUCGAAUAGCCCAGUCCAACAUGAGUAUCAAAUCUCCAACUGUCUUUGGGUUUGGUGAAAUGAUUGACGACUCACUGACAGUUAGACGACCAGAACCCAAUUCGGCAAUAAUGGGUCGAGCCCAAGGGAUUUAUGGUUCGGCUGAUCAAAAGGGGUUUAGUCUAAUCAUGGCCAUGAACUUUGUGUUCACAACUGGCAGGAACCCUGUAUUUCACCAGUAUCGCGAGAUGCCGAUCGUUGGUGGUUCUGGAAUAUUCAGGUUGGCUCAAGGAAGUGCCACUGCAGAGACCUAUUGGUUUAAUACUAGUGGGGAUGCUAUUGUUGAGAAUAAUGUUAUGGUCCUGCAUUACUAG